Molecule: messenger RNA, 2303 nt
Organism: Fusarium verticillioides 7600
Lineage: Eukaryota; Fungi; Ascomycota; Sordariomycetes; Hypocreales; Nectriaceae
Exons: 3
Coding region: 394-1812 (472 amino acids)
Source: RefSeq, a predicted model, not a curated record
CCUCUCCACUGGUUAAUUACCCGCUUCACGCUUCACGCAUUUGUCGUCUGGCUUUUACCAACCUUGCUACUCUAGGCAGCAUCGUCAUCACUGUUCAUCGACUUUUCAUCAAUGAUAACAAUUUCUGGUCUUUGCAAUCAUUACGACUUAAUUCUUUGAUUCCUUAUUUCGCAGUUUUCGCUCGUUUUCGUCAAUCACUUUCCACUAAAUCAGCCAUGGGCCUCCCGUAAGCGCAUCCUUGUUUUUUUCCCUACCCGUCCGUUACCUUCGUUGCCAUCGCGCCAGCGUAGUGAUGCCCCGGUCGAUCGAUCUUGUCGUUGUCGCCAUCGCUUCACUAUAUCAACGCAAAGGCAUGCUGCAAAUGUAGCGAAUGCGCACUUCCGUUGCUUGAUAAUGCGCGCUUCGUGCUUUGCAUAUUCGUCGCAAUUAUUUGUUGCCCCCGUUGAGUCAGAUCUCCCUUCCAAAGCUGCAGCGAAGAGCAGUGCGACGUCGCCACCCCGCUCCUCCAUUCGUCGCAAUAUACGCACAGAACGAAUUGAACGCCGCGCCGCGCAUCGCCGUAUCUUCUCAAUUCGCGACCGCUUAAAUGAUGGCUCGCUACAACAAUCAAGUACUCUGACCGGCCGAGAUGGUCGCUCUGUUCCAUGGGCUGAAGCUGGAUUUCCACCUGAUCUAGAGACUACGAGAGGUCCUGAUGGGCUGCGCCGAGCGAGACCAUUUCGCGAUGUUCUUAGAGAGAUGGCCAGAUCGGAUGAACGUAGAAGGGGCAUGCUUGAAGAGCGCAUAAACUCUCUGUUUAGGGAUGGCAGCAACACACAAGAUCGAAGCAACACCAAUUCACAGCCGCCAUACGACGAUUGGGAUCUGGGUUGGCAUGAGGAUCCUCGACCUCGUCCUGCAGUGAUUGUACCGUUGGCUGCGCAUCCCGGACGAGCUUCUGAAGAGAAUAGAGCCCAACCGCAAAGACUUCCUUCUGCUGUAACGCACCCCGUGUUUACCACAGAUGACUCUGAAGAAAUGAACCAGCGCCGAGCUCACCGCUCGGCAAUGCGUGAAGCUCUCCGUGCGUCAAACAGGGUUACGCGAUUCGCACCUAUGCAGCGUGUCGACGGACUUGGCGACCGUGAUAGGAGCCUUAGUCCAGAGGUCUGGGAUACUCUUCUAUCCACACUUACCCCUGACCCUCAACCACCUAGCGCAGGUUCCUCUUUUGCAUCAAAUGUUGCAUCUCAGAGCGCCGGUGCCACAUCAGGCACCUCUUUCACCACGCCCGACCAAGACCCUGACGCACUGGCUGACCAGGCCUGUGAGUCGGGCUGCGAAGGCUCCGAAACUGAAGACAUCGACCAGACUCUAAGCGUCCUGGAUCAAAUUAGAAGACGCCGGGCAGAGAGGCGACGUGUUCACGUAAGACUACCUGAAGCUGGCCAAGACGCCCCAAUUGAUGGAGGCGCCCUUCGGGAUGAAGGGGCGGUUGGUUCUGAUUCCAGACAACGAAGAUCCCCGGAUGGACUAGUGCCCAGUAAUAAUUCUCAGAGGCUCAGGGCCUUGCGCCGAGAGCGCUCCCUCCGAUCACGUUCUGCUUGGGUGGGACACUUGUCCGUGGGCAAUUCAGACGAUGAGCAAGGACCGGAACGAAACAGACAGAACCGAGAGAGCUCAACAGCAUCAGGCAGCAACGCAAACGUCGAAGAUGACUGGAUGGGAAUGCAGCGCAUCGUGCGUAGCCUAGCACGACGUGAAGAUAUUCCCGAUGAAUGGUGGGCUGAGGCUGGCCUCAGUCGAACCCUGCCAGGGGACGGGGCAGAAUAAAGAGGGCGCAAUGUACCAGUUUGCAUUCGAUUUGAAGCGGGAUAUAAAAUACCGGGAUUACUUGCUAUUUGGUCGGACGGCGUUAAAACAGAAAACCGAGCAGUGUCGGCAGGAUUGUAUCAUAAUUGUACGGUUGGUAACAUUUUUGGCUCGACAAUGAGCAGGCAGAAGAUCUAAUGAAAGUUGACGUUGAAUGAGCACAUACUUCUGGACCGUUGCUUGUGCUACCACAUACUGAUAUGAUGGAUAACUGCCGGGAUUGCUGGUCAAUAAAGCGGCCACGAUUAGACGCACAUCAUCGUGAGAUCCUGGUCGAUCUAUCUUGAUGUGGCUUGAAGGACCUUGUUUUCGGGACGGCUACGUGCUGCCAACUUGCGAUAUGUACAGCUACGGUGAAGCAAUACGAGAACCUAAGGUAUCAAGUUGAUAUGGUUUCCUUUCGUCGUCCAAUACUUGCUCCCAGCCAGUGAAAGCACACUCCAUUUGCCGGC